AUGUCUGCCAAGGAUACCCCCGCCACCGCAGCAGCGGCGGAGAAGCUGAACGGAGAGCCACAAACCGAAAACACAUGUCCGGUGGAGGAGGUGGCGCUGGUGGUGCCGGAAACUGACGACCCCACACUCCCAGUAAUGACAUUCCGUGCAUGGUUUCUUGGCCUGGCCUCAUGUACAAUCUUGAUUUUCCUGAACACUUUCUUCAUUUACAGAACACAGCCUUUGACCAUCUCCGCCAUUUUGAUGCAAAUAGCGGUGCUUCCCGUGGGCAAGUUCAUGGCGGCGACACUGCCCACAAAGCAGUACACGGUGUUUGGACGGUGGAGCUUCAGCCUCAACCCGGGGCCUUUCAAUGUUAAAGAGCAUGUGAUUAUCACUGUGAUGGCAAAUUGUGGGGUGUCUAUUGGCGGCGGUGAUGCUUACUCCAUCGGCGCUAUUACUGUCAUGAAAGCUUAUUACAAGCAAAGCUUGAAUUUCUUGUUGGCUCUCCUGAUUGUGUUGACUACCCAGAUAUUGGGAUAUGGAUGGGCAGGGAUGUUGAGAAAAUACUUGGUUGAUCCAGUACAGAUGUGGUGGCCUUCUAAUCUUGCUCAAGUUUCUUUAUUCAGGGCACUUCAUGAAAAGGAACACAAAGCAAAAGGUCAAGGUCUUACAAGGAUGCAGUUUUUCCUUGUUUUUAUGGCUGCAAGCUUUGCCUAUUACUUAUUUCCAGGAUAUCUGUUUCCGAUAUUGACAUUCUUCUCUUGGGUAUGUUGGGCGUGGCCUCAUAGUAUCACUGCCCAGCAAAUCGGUUCGGGAUACCAUGGACUUGGAGUGGGCGCCUUCACCCUCGAUUGGGCUGGGAUUGGGGCUUAUCAUGGUAGUCCAUUGGUUACACCCUUUUCAUCGAUUCUGAAUGUUGGGAUUGGCUUUAUCAUGUUUAUAUACAUAAUUGUCCCGCUAUGUUACUGGAAGUUCGACACUUUUGAUGCUCGGAAAUUUCCCAUAUUUUCUAAUCAGCUGUUCACUUCUAGUGGACAUAAAUACGAUACUACUAAGAUCUUGACCCCACAAUUUGAUCUUAAUAUUCCGGCUUAUGACAAUUAUAGCAAGCUCUACCUCAGCCCCCUGUUUGCCCUCUCGAUUGGGUCGGGAUUUGCAAGAUUUACAGCCACCCUCACACACGUGGCAUUGUUCAAUGGCAGUGAUAUUUGGAAGCAAAGUAGAUCUGCGAUGAAGAAUGCCAGCCUCGACAUUCAUUCAAAACUGAUGAAACGUUACAAGGGAGUUCCUCAGUAUUGGUUCCUUGUUUUAUUAGUAGGUAGCAUUGCGCUAUCCCUCAUGAUGUGUUUUAUAUGGAAAGAAGACGUGCAGCUACCCUGGUGGGGUCUCCUCUUUGCAUUUGCUUUGGCUUGGAUUGUUACCCUCCCGAUCGGAGUCAUUCAAGCAACUACCAACCAGCAACCUGGAUAUGACAUAAUUGCUCAGUUCAUUAUCGGGUAUAUCCUUCCCGGGAAACCCAUUGCAAACCUUCUUUUCAAGAUAUAUGGACGCAUCAGUACCAUUCACGCUCUUUCUUUCUUAGCUGACCUUAAACUCGGUCAUUACAUGAAAAUUCCACCACGAUGCAUGUUUGUAGCUCAGCUGGUAGGAACACUAGUUUCGGGUACAGUCAACCUCGCAGUAGCAUGGUGGAUGUUAGGAAGCAUUGAGAACAUCUGUGAUGUUGAGGCAUUACAUCCCGAGAGCCCAUGGACAUGUCCCAAAUUCCGUGUCACUUUUGAUGCUUCUGUCAUUUGGGGUCUAAUCGGACCUGAGCGGUUGUUCGGACCUGGGGGAAUGUACAGGAACCUGGUCUGGCUCUUCCUCAUCGGAGCAUGCUUGCCAGUACCCGUUUGGAUACUGAGCAAAAUCUUCCCAGAUCAGAAAUGGAUUCCCUUAAUCAACAUACCAGUUAUAUCUUAUGGCUUCGCUGGAAUGCCGCCGGCCACUCCCACCAAUAUUGCUAGUUGGAUCGUUACAGGAACUAUCUUCAAUUAUUUUGUGUUUAAAUACAAGAAAACGUGGUGGCAAAAGUACAACUACGUUCUUUCUGCUGCAUUAGAUGCUGGAACAGCAUUCAUGGGAGUUCUACUGUUUUUUGCUCUGCAAAAUGAGGGCAAAAAUUUGAAGUGGUGGGGAUCCCAGCCAGACCAUUGCCCUUUGGCAUCUUGCCCAACAGCUCCAGGGAUUGUGGUCGAAGGGUGCCCUGUUUUCAAGUAG
Fraxinus pennsylvanica is the source of this 2241-nucleotide messenger RNA. Lineage: Eukaryota; Viridiplantae; Streptophyta; Magnoliopsida; Lamiales; Oleaceae. The record is from the annotation of a GenBank genome assembly.